Messenger RNA from Mangifera indica (mango), 1428 nucleotides. RefSeq names its product putative disease resistance protein RGA4. The record is from RefSeq and is a predicted model, not a curated record. Gene Ontology annotation, molecular function: ADP binding. The transcript has 2 exons. NCBI's taxonomy places the organism in Eukaryota, Viridiplantae, Streptophyta, Magnoliopsida, Sapindales, Anacardiaceae. Gene Ontology annotation, biological process: defense response to other organism. Bases 1 to 1428 code for a protein of 475 amino acids.
AUGGAAGUCGUUCUUGAGCCCGUCAUCUCCGAACUCGUUAAGGGGUUGUUUAAGAUACUGGGGUCCAAUGAAGUGCGGGACUUUGCCCAGCAACUUGUUGGAGGGGUAGAUUCAAAGCUCAAAGAGCUGAAGGACAAGUUGACACACAUUGGAAAUCUUCUUCGCAAUGCGCAAGACAAGCAACUGUCAGAUGAAAGCGUAAAGAACUGGCUUGACAAUCUUCAACAGUGGGCUUAUGAUGCGGAGGAUUUACUCGAUGAGUUUGCCUACGAAGCUUUGCGAAACAAACUGAAGGCACAACACCAGGCAAGCUCUAGCAAAGGAUUUAGCUGCCUCCCCGCUUGUUUACCGAGUCCUUUGUUCGCUGUCCAGAUGGGGUGCAAGAUCAAAGAAAUCAAUAGCCGGUUGGAUAAACUUCGCCAACAAAGAUCAGCUGAACGUGAAGAUCAAGAGCGUUCUGGACUGCCACCAACUAACGUCGCUGCACCGCCAAAACCAGAGGAAACUUCAAGCGUCCGACCUGAACAAAAGGUUUAUGGCAGAAAUGAAGAUGAAGCCGAACUAUUGAAAAUGGUGAAAAGCGGUGCCAACUUUCAAGUAAUAGCAGUUGUCGGCAUGGGAGGGAUCGGCAAAACAACAAUUGCUCGAGAAGUGUACAAUCACAAGGAGUUGGAAGAUAUCAAGUUUGACAAAAAAGCGUGGGUGUGCGUUUCAACCAACUUUAAAGUUGAAGAAAUCUCAAAGGAACUUCUUGAGCAAUUCUCAAAGGAAGUUCCAAAAAAUUUCAAUGAAAUACAAGUUCAGCUGGAAAAGGCAGUAAGUGGAAAGAAAUUCUUGAUAGUGUUAGAUGAUAUUUGGAAGGUGGAGUACCAGCAAUGGGAAACGCUUAAGUCUCCUUUCGCAGCUGGUGCACCUGGAAGCAUGAUGAUCGUGACAACACGCGAUACAGAUGUUGCACAAACAAUAAGAUGCUCUCAUACUUAUCAAUUGAAGCUUUUAUCCAACGACGCUUGUAAAUCCUUGUUUCAGGAGCAUGCGUUUGGGGCUGGUGCAUUUGCUGUUCCUAAUCAAAUUUCGGAUUCAAUUUACAAGAGAGUUGUUGAAAGGUGUGGCGGCCUACCACUGGCAGCAAAGACCCUUGGUGGUCUUCUACGCUUUAAGCAGAGCGACACAUGGGAAAAUAUAUUGGAAAGCAAAAUAUGGAGUACAUCUGAUGAAAGGGAUCACAUUCUCCCAGCAUUAAAGCUAAGCUAUCAUUAUCUUCCUUCGAAUCUAAAAAGAUGUUUUGGCUAUUGCGCAAUUUUUCCUCAGGAUUACGAAUUUGAGGAGAAGGAACUUGCACUUCUAUGGAUUGCGGAAGGUAUUGUUCAACCAUCUGAUAAACAGCUAGAUGAGGCAGUUAGAAAAGUUGAGAGUACUAUCUUUUGA